Haliotis rufescens (red abalone) is the source of this 929-nucleotide messenger RNA. RefSeq names its product coiled-coil-helix-coiled-coil-helix domain-containing protein 5-like. The record is from RefSeq and is a predicted model, not a curated record. The transcript has 5 exons. Lineage: Eukaryota; Metazoa; Mollusca; Gastropoda; Lepetellida; Haliotidae. Bases 183 to 500 code for a protein of 105 amino acids.
AUUGAAGUGAUCAACAACUCGGCUGUUUCAUGUAAUUUUCUCCGACGUGCAAAACAUGUGUUUCUGUUGUGGAUAAGGAAUCUUGAGUUCAGAAAGUGUAAGGCAAAACACGGCGGUACAAGGAUGCAGAGUUGAAAUGUGACAGCUCGUGUAUUCAGCUGAAGGAACUGGACUUGGACAAAAUGAAUGCCUCCAUGCAACUGGUGGAGCGCCAGUGUGGCCGCUACCUCAACACCUACGCCACCUGCAUCAGCAACUUCCCCGACACCUGGCACCUGGACUGCAACAAGCAAAAGCUGAAACUAGCCAGCUGUGCUGAGACUGAGCCUACCAUUAAGAAGAUCAAGACAGUCUGUGCCUCUCAGUUUGAGAAGUAUGAGUCAUGUGUGGUGGCCAACCCAAUACAUAGUGAGCACUGCCGGCCUCAGUUUGACCAGUUCAACAAGUGUGCCCAGAAAGUGUCUUCAUACAGUAAUGAUGACCAACACGCUGGGACAUGACCUCAAUAUUCCACACAGAAAAAAGAUGCUUUGCAUCGGACCCAGACACCAGCAUACAUAGAAUGAGUGUGAGUGAGUGUGUUUGUCCUCACACAGGGGUACUAGCAAACUGAUUGUGGGUAUGGGAGAGGUGAGAGUGUGUGUGGCUGUGAGUGUGUGUGUGUUUAUUUGUUGGUGUCAAGGACUAUAUGAGGACAGUCGUGACUUCGACAUGCAGACAAUGGCGUCAUACAGUAAGGAACAGUCACACAACUGUUCAAAACUUUAUUGGGUCAGUAUACAUGUAUACAGAGGACCUGCCUUAAAUAAUAUAACAUUUUUGGACCAAUCUGGCCAUGAUUAGACCAUGUCUUUUAAUAGAUAUGUCACAAUGUCUAAAAUGUUUAUUGUAAUUAUAAAGUACUGUAAUAAACCAGAGUUGAAGCAAGA